GUCAAUCACCCUCUCUCAUGUGAUGGCUCUUGCCGGUGACGUGCCAGCCAUAUGGGCGCUGGCAUCACAGUCUUAGCUGGUAUGUAACCCCGUCCACGGUAGCUCACGGUUGCCACACGCGCACUCUCUCUCUCUCACUCACACACACACACGUGCACAGACGCACCAAAGAAGCACGUUCGCUCCGCAAGCUCCGGUUAUUCGAGUGCGCGCGCUGCUUGGAGAGGAGAGAAGAGGAGAGAAGAGAAGCACCAAAACCUAAAACAACCAAAUCAUCAGUGAGAGGAAGAAAGCUGCGCGCUCUCUGCUGCUUGCACACCUGACAAGGAGCGGUGGUUCGCUCGCUCGUGCGGGUCCCUGAAGAUGCUCUGAAACUCAAGCGCGCGUUUUUUUUUUUUUCUUCUGUGUGUGUGCCUCUCCAUCACCUGCAGAAGAGCUCGAGCCGAGAGCCACAAUGUUGACGAGGCUUUUCAGUGACCCGUCGCUGCUUCCAGACGUGCAGAAAUACGCAGGCUGGGCGGAGGACACUGACGACGACGACGACGACGUCUCCAAACUCAAAGACGACGAUCAGGAUGACACUUUGGACGACGGGGAGGAAUCCGAGCUGAGAGGAGGCAGCAGGACGCAGUCCGAGCACGGUGGAGAAGACGACGACGACGAGGUGGAGGAAGAGGAGGACGAAGGAGGAGAGGAUGCAGCAGAUGGAGACAGACCCAAGAAGAGAGGCCCCAAGAAGCGCAAAAUGACUCCAGCGCGUGUGGAGCGCUCCAAGGUGAGGCGCACUAAAGCCAACGCGCGCGAGAGGACCCGCAUGCACGACCUGAACUCUGCGCUCGACAAUCUGCGUAAAGUUGUUCCAUGCUACUCCAAGACGCAAAAACUGUCCAAAAUAGAGACGCUCAGGUUGGCGAAGAACUACAUCUGGGCGCUGUCGGAGAUACUGCGCUCUGGGAAAAGGCCAGACCUGGUGGCCUACGUGCAGACUCUCUGCAAAGGUUUAUCUCAGCCUACUACCAACCUGGUGGCUGGUUGUCUGCAGCUCAACUCACGCAAUUUCCUCACCGAGCAGCAGUGUCAGGACGCAGGGAGAUAUGCGUCCGGCUCCUUCUCCAUGCAUUCAUACCCGUACCAGUGCGCGCGUCUCGCCAGUCCUCUGAACUGCCAGGCUGCGGGCUCGAACUCGCAUCCGCUGAGGACGCACGGAUACUCGGGUUACGAGUACGGUGGGAGCGCAUCACCGGAGUAUAACAGCCCUGAGUACGAGGGGCCACUCAGCCCACCGGUGUGCGUCAAUGGCAACUUUUCCCUGAAGCACCAAGGCACCACAUCCCCAGAUAACGAGAAGGGGUACCACUACUCUAUGCAUUACUCCGGCCUGCCUGGAUCCAGACCCGCAGGGGCCCACAACCUGGUGUUUGGCCCCUCGGGGCCUCGGAACGGCAUUCACUCGGAAAACGUCCUGCCUUACCACGACAUGCACUUACACCACGACAGGGCCCCCGUGUAUGAUGAACUCAACGCGUUUUUUCACAAUUAAAAUCAAAUAAGCCCCAUGCAUCGUGCGUCUUUAACCCUUUGCAAUCAACAAUCUAUAACACACUUUCUAUAACAAGCUUACCCUGCCAGGAUUUAGGUAUUCUGGAGAGAUGUUUCACUCGUUGUCAUUAGUGUGUUUUACUUUCAUUUAUUUUGCUUUUCUUUUUUUGCUAUUAGUCAGAGAUGUAGUGGACACCCACAAUCUGAUUCUAUCCAGCUUUUCAAAAAAAUAAACCUCUAAAAAAGGAAAUUUGAUGAACAAAUCAUAUACCAAGACCUGUGAUGAUGAGGGAAUUUGAUGUUUUUUAAAGUGUGAUAUGUGUUUGUAUCGGUGGUUGUUUGCAUUUUGAUUGACUGGAAGAAGCCCAUCGUGCGUCUCCCUUUGCAAUCAACAAUCUAUAACACACGCACACUUUCUAACAAGCUUACCCUGCCAGGAUUUAGGCAUUCUGGAGAGAUGUUUCACUCAUUAGUGUUUUUACUUUCAUUUCUUUUGCUUUUCUUUUGCUUAUAGUCAGAGAUGUAAUGGAGACCCACAAUCUGAUUCUAUCCAGCUUUUCAAAAAAUAAA
This is a messenger RNA of Sebastes umbrosus (honeycomb rockfish), 2109 nucleotides long. RefSeq names its product neurogenic differentiation factor 2-like. Gene Ontology annotation, molecular function: protein dimerization activity. The record is from RefSeq and is a predicted model, not a curated record. Lineage: Eukaryota; Metazoa; Chordata; Actinopteri; Perciformes; Sebastidae. Bases 455 to 1540 code for a protein of 361 amino acids. Gene Ontology annotation, biological process: nervous system development; regulation of DNA-templated transcription. The transcript is spliced from 2 exons.